CUUUGUGCCACGCCUCGCAUGCAUAUCACCAUCAACCUCCCAAGCUGCCCGCCCAUCUUGGUGGUUUCUGUCGUCAACACCGCACUCGACGUGCCGUCCCCUCGCUCUGCACACACACGCGCGCGCGCACACAACACACCAGCCCCAGCGCCUGCCCUCUCGGCCACGGUCCUGACUGGAGAUCACGCCCAAUUGCCCGGGUCAGCCCAAAGUGUCAUCCGAGCACUGAUCGACCGUUGCUCCUCGGCGCCAUUGGCCGGGGCGAUCAGACGAAGCCUCUGCGUCUACCGGCAACAUCCUGGCGACAUCUCGUCGCAUCCCACAGACCUGUGUGGGCCGUCGCAGCCAUUCCGCCCCGAGCGCAUUAAAACCCGCCGUUUUAAACCCUUGCCCACUCACCCUCCGCCCUCAACUCAGUCGCUGGUCCUGCCCUGUCCAGCCUGUCCAGCCUGUCCAGCCUGCCCAGCCCUGACAGUGCCCUGUCCCGUCCCGCCCUGCCCUGCCCUGCCCUGCCCUGCCCUGCCAGCGACAGCGACAGCGAACCACAGCGAGCCACAGCGAUCCCCGCGUGCCUCGGGUCGGCCACAGCCAAGGGAGCGAGCUUGCCCAUUGUUGUAUUUGUUUAUUUCUUGCUGGUCCGGACUCUGUGUCAGAACCCACUGCGCUACUCCCAGCAGGGCGCCCGUGGUCGAGGUCGACAGCUCACGGCCCCGAUCUGGAAUCUACGGGGUCUCACCCUGGUGCGCCAUUAGUUCAUUGAUCCGAACAAGCAGUCCUGCAAGGUGUAGACUCGGCCAGGGGCUGCUACUUGGCUUAACCGAUCCUCAAACCAAUAUCACCUGUCGAGCAACUGCCUGCCCGCAGUUAUACCUCCUAGACGCCCCCCCCCCCCAAAUCCGCCAACAUGGCCGACGCCAAUGCUUCCUCCGACUUUCUCCCACAAAUCGGCCGCGAACGAGCAGACAGCACCAUGUCCCUAGGCGGCGGCUUUGCCCUCCCCGAGAAUGGCGAAAACCAUUCUAAUGGUGCCGGCUCCUUACCCGGUGACUCGGCUCCCGCGACGACCGCACCCCCGCCGAACGCACCGUCGGGAGACGAGAGGAUGGUGCAGGAUGUGCUUUCAUCAGAGAUCGGUGUUGCUACCAUGCUUAACAGGCUAAAGCAGAGCGUCGCAUCAGCAAAGGAAUUCGCCAAUUUCCUCAAGAAGAGGGCCGCUAUCGAGGAGGACAACGCAAACGGACUUAAGAGGCUGGCCAGGACGACAUCCGACAACAUGCGCAGGUCCGACCACCUGGGAGGCAGCUUUGCCAAGGCCUUCGAUGGCAUGAUGGGCACACACAGUAGAAUCGCCGAGAACGGGAUGCAAUACGCCAUGUCGCUGAUCCAGAUGGCCGAAGAUCUCAGCGAGCUCGCUGCUAUUGCGGACAAACAAAGGAAAGGCUGGAAGCAGGACGGGCUCGCCGCAGAGCACCGCGCCGCCGAUGUCGACGCACAGAUGCGGAAGUCGCAGGCCAAGUACCAUUCGCUGGCGGAAGAGUACGACAGGGUCAGGACCGGGGAUGGCCAAAAAGGUGGCAAGAUGUUUGGCUUCAAGGGCCCCAAGUCUGCAGCGCAGCAUGAGGAGGAGCUGCUGCGUAAGGUCCAGGCCGCCGACCAGGACUACAAGAACAAGGUCCAGGCCUAUCAACAGGAGCGCAACCAGCUGAUCACGACGACACGGCCGGAAGCUAUCAAAGCAUUGCAGGACAUCGUACGGGAAUGCGACUCCGGCCUGGUCCUGCAGAUGCAGAAGUUUGCAUCUUUCAACGAAAAGCUCCUGCUAAGCAAUGGCCUGAGCGUCAGUCCUCUGAAGAACGGGAAGUCCUCGCGGCCGGACUCAAUGAGUCUGCGAGAGAUCGUUCACAGUGUCGACACUCAGCGGGAUUUGAGUGAGUACUUGUGUGCGAACCACAGCAAGGUCCCGCCCAGCCGGGGUGAGCCCAAAUAUGAGCGGCAUCCCGUCCUCGGAGGACCGGCUGGCGGCCCUACGAUGUCAGGAGCCCACCCACCAACCUAUCAGCCUGCGAGAUCUCAGCCCCCCAGCCAGGGAACCGCCCAGCCUAGCGGACACUCGCGGCAAGAUUCUUUCCAACCUACAUCACCCGUCAAACAGCCGGCGCAAGAGCAGCAGCAGAUACCCCUCAGCCAGGAGCCGGAUUGGUCACGGGGUGGGAUGCCACCGAUGCCAGCUGUGCCGACGUCAGGGGUCACGUCCUCCAACCAGCAUGAGCGCAGCUUUAGUUCAGCAAGCAUGCUGAACCAAACCGGACCGACGGCCUCUCAGCCGCAGUACAGUAAUCGAAACUCGUUCGGCCCGGGCAUGCUCCUAUCCGGCAGCUCGAAUUCGCGAUACAACGAGAAGCCCGGCGUGUCGUCCCAGGGCCCACCGCAACUUGGGGCGCUGCCGUUCCAGGAGCCAGCACCUUUUUCGAACCCGCCACCACCAUUCCCUGCAGACAGUGGCCCUGCACAACAGCACGCGCCAGGCCCGAUGGGACCAGGACAAGGGCGAGGCUCAUCACCAUCCAGGACGGUGGGCUCGCGGCCUGUUUUUGGAGUCUCCCUCGGACGGUUGUAUGAGCGAGAUGGGCUGGCUGUUCCCAUGGUCGUCUACCAGUGCAUCCAAGCUGUUGAUCUCUUCGGUCUGAACGUUGAAGGAAUCUACCGACUGUCAGGGUCUUUGCCACAAGUCAAUAAGAUGAAGAGCAUGUUUGACACGGAUACGGCGUCACCACAACUUGACUUCAGGAACCCGGAGAACUUCUUCCACGACGUGAACAGUGUGGCUGGACUGCUGAAGCAGUUCUUCCGGGACCUGCCCGACCCAUUGCUCACCAAGGAGCACUAUUCUGCGUUUAUCGAAGCAGCUAAGCACGAUGAUGAGAUCGUCCGGCGCGACUCCCUCCACGCCAUCAUCAACUCCCUUCCAGACCCCAACUACGCGACGCUUCGCGCUGUCGCGCUGCAUCUCCACCGGGUCAUGGAUAACUCUGCCACAAACCGAAUGACGUCUCAGAACCUGGCCAUUGUCUUCGGGCCCACGCUGAUGGGAGGUAGCGCCCACGGCGCUAUCAGCGACUCCGGCUUCCAGUCCAAGGUGGUCGAUACAAUACUGCAGAACACGUACCAGAUCUUCGACGAUGACUGAUGUAGACCGUCGGGAUCGCGGAGCUGACGCUGUGUAUGACGAGCAGGGGCCCCGUGUCUAUACGCUGAAGGAAGGGGCCCCGUGACGGAAGCAGCAACAAGGAAUAGCCACACGAUUGCCCGGUGGCUCCAGCACCUGCUUGAGGUAAUUGCGGGCCGGAGGUUUGAGAUUGCGGUUGCGAUUGCAUAAAGGGGUGCACAGCAUGGCGAGCCAGGAUGGUGGCCUUGGUACGGGAGAAGGAGUUUGGGACAACCGGCGAAAGCCUGUUGAAGCUUAUGUACCUUUUGUCUUUAUCUGCGAGGCAUGUAGUAUUACCCUGGCAGCUUCGCGGGACGGACUAUAAUAUCUCAGCCCACAUAGGACAUACAUAGCCUUAUCCUGUUCAUCUUGUUG
Diaporthe batatas is the source of this 3580-nucleotide messenger RNA. RefSeq lists its product as uncharacterized. NCBI's taxonomy places the organism in Eukaryota, Fungi, Ascomycota, Sordariomycetes, Diaporthales, Diaporthaceae. The transcript is spliced from 7 exons. Bases 905 to 3187 code for a protein of 760 amino acids. Gene Ontology annotation, biological process: regulation of GTPase activity; signal transduction. The record is from RefSeq and is a predicted model, not a curated record. Gene Ontology annotation, cellular component: cytoplasm.